This is a messenger RNA of Prunus armeniaca (apricot), 1476 nucleotides long. The record is from the annotation of a GenBank genome assembly. Lineage: Eukaryota; Viridiplantae; Streptophyta; Magnoliopsida; Rosales; Rosaceae.
AUGGAUGUAGAUGGAGGGGGCAACAAACGGGUCUUCCACAGAUUAGGCGGCCCCCAAUCCGACCCAUCCAAGAACCAGAAGGUAUGCUUCCAUUGGAGGGCAGGCAAGUGCAAUCGCCACCCUUGCCCUUUCCUCCACAGAGAGCUACCGCCACCACCGUCACAACAAGGUCUCAACGGAACGGCGUCGUCUAAGCGCCAUCACGCCUUUUCUGCUACCACCGACGGUCCAUCGGCUCGGAACCGGGGUCCAAAUAACUUCAAUGGCGGGGCUUCUUCGACGUGGGGCCGCACUGGAGGGACUAGGGUCUUUGUUAGGAAGAUGGAGAAAGUCUGUAAUUAUUGGGUUCAGGGGAAUUGUAGCUAUGGGGAUAAGUGUAAGUUCUUGCAUUGUUGGAGUAUGGGGGAUAGCUUCAGCUUAUUGACACAGCUUGAUGGGCAUCAGAAGGUCGUUAGUGGGAUUGCACUGCCGUCUGGCUCUGAUAAGCUUUAUACUGGGAGUAAGGAUCAGACUGUGAGGGUUUGGGAUUGCCAAUCUGGUCAGUGCCUGGGAGUAAUUAAUCUUGGCGGUGAAGUAGGUUGUAUGAUCAGUGAAGGUCCUUGGGUAUUUGUUGGUAUACCAGAUGUUGUAAAGGCAUGGAACACCCAAACUAACUCUGAACUGAGUCUUAGUGGGCCUGUAGGACAAGUUUAUGCCCUGGUUGUGGGUAAUGAUCUGCUCUUUGCUGGUACGCAGGAUGGUUCUAUAUUGGCAUGGAAAUUUAAUGCCGUUACUAAUUGCUUCGAACCAGCUGCAUCGUUGAAAGGUCACACUCUUGCAGUUGUUUCAUUAGUAGUUGGAGCAAAUAGGCUUUACUCUGGUUCAAUGGACCAUUCUAUAAGGGUUUGGAGCCUGGAAACAUUGCAGUGUAUACAAACGCUAACAGAGCAUACUUCAGUUGUGAUGUCUGUUCUUUGCUGGGAUCAGUUUCUUUUAUCAUGUUCUUUGGAUCAACAAUUAAAGGUCUGGGUUGCUACUCAAAGUGGAAACUUGGAAGUAACAUAUACUCACAAGGAAGAACAUGGUUUGAUUACACUGUGCGGGAUGCAUGAUUCAGAAGCCAAGCCCGUGUUGCUGUGCGCUUGCAAUGACAACACUGUCCGAGUCUAUGAUUUGCCAGCGUUUUCCGAGAGGGGUAAAAUUUUUUCAAAAGAGGAGAUAAGAUCAAUCCAGGUAGGCCCUGGUGGCUUGUUUUUCACGGGUGAUGGAACCGGUCAAACUGAUAUGAUGGGUUGGGGAGCUUUUGGAUUUAUAGAGGUAGGAGUUAGUCGCAUCAGCAGCAGCACUGUUCGCAGUCCGCCCUUUACUGUGUGCCAUGGACGUAAAGAAAGCAUCUUGGCCCAUGCAAAGUUGCGACUGACUGCGGGACAAAUCUCCUUAGAGAGCGAGCUUUAUGGAGCAUCUGUACGCGUUAAUGUUUUAGACUUUGGAGUGUAA